AUGGAGAAUUUGAAGGCGAAGCGCGCAUCCAGGAGAGCGCAGAACACCAAGAUUAUUCGAGAUGCAACUACUCUUCUGGCUACUCCAAAUUUCACAAUGGAAGCGGUCAAGUCCCUCAAGGAUCGACUUGAAAAGAGCAACGGAGAACUUGACCGAAUCAACGCUCAGUAUGAGGAGUUCAUACCUGCAGCCGAAGCAGAAGCGGAGUUCCUUGCAAUCGCCGAAUAUGAAGAUCAGGCUAUCGGAAUGAUAUCGACCUUGCAAGCGCACUACAGCCGACUGCAAGUACAAAGCGAAAGCAGCAGACAGCGACUUUUAGGACAGGACGCGACAGCAACGAACGUCACGAGCCAGAGAUCAGAACUUAGGUUUAAAGGUCCCAAGCUGCCCGUACUUAAAAUAACCCCCUUUGACGGGGACUACGGGCAAUGGACAUCGUUCUGGGAACAGUUAAAGGGUACCAUUCACGAUAACACAGGUCUGUCCGUCUCGGAUAAGUUUCAUUACCUGCGCCUUCCUCUGACUGGUCUUGCCGCAUCAGCCAUAGCAGGGUUACCUACCACAGCUUCAUGUUAUGAAGAUGCAAUACGUCUUCUACGAGAACCUUUCGGAGACAUCAAACAGAUACGGCAGUUGCAUCUUCAACGGAUCCGCAAUUUACCUACUGUUAAAUCAGUGCACGACGUUGCAGGAUUACGGAACCUCUACGACCACGUCGAAGUUCAUAUGAGAAGCUUGGAAACAGCCGAUGUGCUGACCGGAGCUGCAAGAGGUACUGGCGUCACUGGGAAGCAUGAGAUAUUGGAUACCAGGCGAGUAUUGACGUAA
Ornithodoros turicata is the source of this 828-nucleotide messenger RNA. RefSeq lists its product as uncharacterized. The transcript has a single exon. Bases 1 to 828 code for a protein of 275 amino acids. Lineage: Eukaryota; Metazoa; Arthropoda; Arachnida; Ixodida; Argasidae. The record is from RefSeq and is a predicted model, not a curated record.